AGCGCUUUAUUAUUGUUAAGACAAUACUGUAAUUGAAGUCAUAGUUGAAAUGAUAACGUGUUUAUAAUAACUAUAUUAUUAUUAUUGCAAUCAAUUGAUUGACAUUUUGUUUACAUUUGCAUUCUUACCAUUUGAUCCAAUAGUUGCCUAAAUUAUCACCAAAUUAUCACCAAAUUAUCAUUGAUUUUAUAUAUUAAUAGUCAAUAUAAAGAUUUGUGUAAUUGUAUUGAUUGUCAAUAUCUUUGAUUACGAUGAUUGUGUCCAUACUUUACGGAAAUGCUUAUAAAAUAAAGACAUAAUGAAGACGAAGAAAAUUGUAAAAUCAAAUCAACGAGUCGUCGGUGUUGUCCAAGCAGUGGACACUUUUAAAAAUGAUUUUACGGUCGAAAACACCAUUGAAGAUAUGUUUGGUGAAGACUUUAUCACCAAUGAGUCCAAUGACGAUAAUUUAAGAUUAAAAACAAGACCCACAUUAACGACAACUAUUACACCACAGCCACAACAGGAUGUCACUAAUGAAUCAGUAAAUGGAGUAAAUAACAGACAAACUGAAGAUAAAUAUGAUUCAAAAAAAGAGAAAACGAUGACUAAAUUGAAGAUUAUUCCUGAUUGCGAGUCAGCUCAUGAGUUAUUGUCAUCUAUUGAAUCAUUACCUCCAUUACCACAAUUGAAACGAAUCCAUAGUCAUCACUCAACUGAAUCUAUUAGUUUAUGUGAAACAUUAGAGAACAAAAAUCAGCUAUUGGUUAAUGAUGUCACACAAGUGAAUCCAACUGAUAAUUGUGUUAAUAAUACCGAAAGCAUUGCCAAUACUUCAAACUCUAUACUCGAAGAAGUUAACCAAAUGAUAACUGAAAAUUAUCCGCAUCUGGUCUCAGAGUUGGCCAGUACUUCAUCAGUAGUCAACUUAACCCAAAAUCUCAUUUUAAAUGGUAAUAAUGUGAACCAUUUGCAAACAUUCCAGUCAUUAAAGCAAAAUCAUGAUAAUAUCAGUUCAUUAACCAAUGAUUUAAAUAACUCAUUGAAUACAUCAACCAAUAGUGUAAAUAUUAAUUUAAAUGAUGAAUCAAAUUCACCGAAAGUAUUAAACGUCACAAAUACGAGUCAAUUGAUCUUAACUAACGACAGCAGUCCUAACAAAAAAGUGUCUUCAGUGGGGAAAAAACUUUUUGCAAGUACUCCGAGUACUUCAUAUCACAACUCAAUGCCAAAUACCUCUCAUGUGUCAAAACCCUUUGAAACGAGAGAUAUAUAUAGGCGAAGAAAAGGUAGAAUUAUGCCAAUACGUCGUCUGUUUGAAUAUUGUGCUGAAGACUAUCGUAUAUUUGGUAUGACUCGUCAAUCAGGUCGACAUAAAAAUCCGGACAAUGAAGAUGAAUACGAUGCGAUGAAAGAUGCGAAUUGGAAUGAAAUCGAUGGAUCCAAAUAUGAAUGUAUUGUUUCUAAAUGGUCUGAUGAAGACAAAAGAAAGGAUUUACUCAAACAAAUACAUUCAAUGAAAUUCGCGAAAAGUAUUUUUCCCGAAGACAUUGAUGUGUCGUAUUGUUUCAAUGCAUUCAAAGGUUGGUCCAGUCCUCAUAAAGGCUUGCAUUGUGUGAUGCAAUUGGAAAGGCGUGCCAUUAAACACCAAAGAUUUAGUGCCUGUGCUGUCACUCAAUUGUUUUUGUUAAGCGGUAGUUGUUUGUUGACAGCCGAAAAUGGCAAACAGCGAAAGUCAUUGGAAACGGGACAACAGGUAUACAUCCCGACACAUACCAGAUAUAGUCUGGAGAAUAACUCAGUCGAAGCCUCAUAUUUUUAUGUCAUUGUUUCACAAAAUGGUAUUUAUGACGAUUGAGUCGCAAAAUUUGUUUUAUUUUUUA
Messenger RNA from Oppia nitens, 1862 nucleotides. RefSeq lists its product as uncharacterized. Bases 299 to 1837 code for a protein of 512 amino acids. The record is from RefSeq and is a predicted model, not a curated record. Lineage: Eukaryota; Metazoa; Arthropoda; Arachnida; Sarcoptiformes; Oppiidae. The transcript is spliced from 2 exons.